UUCUGAAUAGGUUUCACUUCCUGAUAAUAGAGCCAGCCCUGUAUGUUGGAUGGACAAUGUCAUGGUAUUGUAAUCAGCACACACAAGACUGACUAGUGUUUCUGAAGUGUUGGUGGAAUCCUUGGACUGCCUCAUGGAGUUGAGUGAGCUACAAAGACAGGGCUCCGCUAUAGGCGACAGUUAUCAUGGUGCCCAACAGUCAGUGAGGUUACGGAGUAAGUCUGUGGCAUCCAAUCAGAAUGGCCCUCUUUUCGACUGGUGUUCUUUCCCCACUGAAAGGGGAGAAGAUGGUGAGUCGGAACCAGUUCAGGACCUUAGAGAACGGCCCAUGCCAAUGCGCCUUAAGCGAGCCAUAAGGGAGGUGCAGCAGAUGCGUGUGCCUGUGGUGACUAACUGGCAGUCAUGGAAGAGGAGCAAGGCCAAGUCUCUGAGAAGGUUCAGAGCAGACACAGAGGGGGCCUUGUCUUCCAUAGCUCUGUGGAGGAAGGCUCUGCUCAAUAUAGGAGGGCAGUUUGGUGGCGGUGUCCAGUCCUACUUCAUAUUUCUGCGCUUCCUGGUAGUACUCAACUUCCUAUCAUUCUUCCUGAUUGCUGGAUUUGUCCUCAUCCCCAGUAUUGUGUUCCAAAUCACCAGCACCAAUAAUACAACAGUGGACAGUUCUGGUAAGGAGGAUUGUACGGUCUAUGAUCCAAAUCCUCAAGGUCUGGUGCUGUUCUACCAAUACUUUUUGGACUUGCUCUCUGGAACGGGCUUCAUGGAGUACUCCUAUGUUUUCUAUGGUUACUAUAACAACACUGUGGCAGACAGCGGUAGCUUCCACUACAAUUUACCUCUGGCCUACCUCCUCACCUGUGUCUUCUACUUCGCCUUCUGUCUCAUCUGCAUCAUUGCUCGCAUGGGGAGAGCCCUUCGCAUUGCCAUAGCAACAGGCAGUGGCACUGUCGGCAGUUACAGCAAGAUAGUGUUCACUGGCUGGGAUUAUGGUUGCCAGGGAGACAGGACUACCAAACUCAAACAGAAAAACCUGCACUACCAGCUACAGUUGGAUUUGGAGGAGCAGAGGCUGCAGAAAAAGGCGGCAUCGCUAACCUUAGGUCAGACAGUGGGUCUGUAUUCUCUACGUAUGUUCCUCAUGCUCCUCUCCAUCACCCUAAUAGGUGUAGCUUUCUACUGCAUCUUCAAGGCUACUGUCUUCAGCCAGGGGAAAAAUGAAAAUACAGGCCUUUUGGGCCUGAUCUAUGAGUACCUUCCUUCCAUCGUCAUAACAGCAGGAAACUUUGUCGUGCCUUUCAUGUGUGACCAGAUAGCCCAGUUUGAGAAAUAUUCUCCUAGUACCACCAUCAUAAUGGCCUUGUUGAGGUCAGUGUUUCUGCGUAUGGUCAGUCUAGGAGUACUGCUGUUCAGUCUGUGGAGUAGCAUCACCUGCUUUGACAACCUUCAAGACUGUCGGUCCUGCUUGUACAACCACAACCAAUAUCCGUGCUGGGAGACACGCGUGGGACAGGAGAUGUACAAACUGACCUUGUUUGACUUCCUCAUUACUGUCGCCAUGCUCAUCCUGGUAGAGUUUCCACGCAGGUUUUUUGUGGACCAUUGGUCCUGUGCACUGACCCGGUGGGUGGGUCGUCAGGAGUUCCUGGUGCCUUCCAACGUGCUGGGUCUUGUGUAUGGACAGACAGUGGUGUGGACUGGAGCUCUGUUCUGCCCUCUGCUGCCUCUCAUCAACACACUCAAGUUCUUCAUCCUGUUCUACUGCAAGAAGGUCACCCUGUUUUCCAACUGUCGUCCGGCGGUGAAGACGUUCCGCUCCACCACCUCCACCAUCUUCUUCCUGGUGGUUUUGCUGUUUGGAUGGGGCUUGGCCCUGGUAGCCUUGAUCUACAGCCUGGCCCAGAUCCAUCCCUCAUGGAGCUGUGGUCCAUUCCGCUCCCUCGAAACUAUGUGGAGCAUUGUCCCCAACACCUUCUACACUCUCUCUCUGACAACACAGGAGUUCCUCUUUUACAUGGGUUCCCAAGCCUUCUCCAUUCCUCUCUUCAUCUCCUCCUGCGUGGUACUGUGUUAUGUUGCAGCACUAGCCUCUGUCUAUGGGAGAAGUGUUGACCUGCUGAAGGCCGAGCUUAAAAUGGAAGGACGUGAUAAGCAUUUCCUGGUCAAGCUGAUUGAUGAGCAGAGACGAAAGAUGGGGGACCGAGUGGACACGUUUGACACGGGUGCACCAAACUAGUGAUCUGUAGAUUAUUCCAAGAUGCUCACGUCAUUUGCUCUAACUAUAGAAGGCAUGGUCUGAAAGGCAGAAAGGCAUAAGCCCAUAGAAACCCAAGGGGCUGAUUGUGGACUGACUUCUUGCACCCUUGACUCUUCCGCUGAAAGCCUUGCCUCCAGUGCACAUGUGAAAGUCAAAGUAUUUUAUUUGUCAAGUGGACCGAAUAUAAUAGCAAAAAAUUUCAUAUAAAAUAUAUACAUAACAAUAGUGACUAUAAGCUGUUCCAGAUAAUGUAGAAAUAGGAAAAUGGACAGUAUGAAUAGAAAUCUUAAAUAUUAUAAAUAUAGGUGUUGUAGUGCCUGUAAGUGGAUACAUUUGACAAAAUGCUAAUGUACAUUCAAUGUAUAUAGAAAGGGACUGCUGUAGCAUGUACUGCUGUAGUAUGGUUUGGAAUCCAGCCUUCAGCACUUUUUGUGUAGAUUACAGUGGGGUUAACUCUAAAGAAUUAAACAUAUUUUAACCUAUUACUCCCUAUUAAGAGUACCUGAAACAUAAAUGUCAAUGUUCAAUCCCCUUACAUCCUCACAAACACCUUCACAACAUCAAAUGUGUUUAUUUUUCUAAAAUGCAUUAAAACAGUGUUC
This is a messenger RNA of Esox lucius (northern pike), 2850 nucleotides long. RefSeq names its product transmembrane channel-like 4 (gene tmc4). Gene Ontology annotation, cellular component: plasma membrane. The coding region runs from base 134 to 2227 and encodes 697 amino acids. Gene Ontology annotation, molecular function: mechanosensitive monoatomic ion channel activity. The transcript has 16 exons. Lineage: Eukaryota; Metazoa; Chordata; Actinopteri; Esociformes; Esocidae. The record is from RefSeq and is a predicted model, not a curated record.